This is a messenger RNA of Symbiodinium pilosum, 525 nucleotides long. Lineage: Eukaryota; Dinophyceae; Suessiales; Symbiodiniaceae. The record is from the annotation of a GenBank genome assembly.
AUGGAGUGCGAGAAGUGGUCGGAGGAGUGGGUGGCCAGCAUGGCCCGGAGAACUCUUCAGCCUCCGAUUCGCAGCGCCUACGACCUGGCUGCCAUGACGUGGCUAACUGAGAAGGAGCAGGUGCAGAAGAUCCAUUUCCAGGAAAGCUACCGGAAGGAGCGCCUCUUCCUACCAGCCGUGACUAUGCCGGCGUCCACAGCGCCACAGCAUGGGAUGCAUCUGCUUGGGGCGAGCCAUAGGCUGAAACAGCAGAAGGUGGCUGCGAGGCAUGGUCGCCAGAGGUGGCGCUUCAUGGGGAAAGCGAGAUCCACAGAGGCCCAGACUGUGACGAUGACAGAGCCAGCUGAGCGCGACGAGUAUGUGCCAGCUGGAUGGGGUAACCUGAAGGACUACGUCCACGGGGUCAAAAUUGGGCCUGGCAGUCUCUUCAGUCAUCACUGGGAUCGGCCCACGCCCUCCGGGAUCCAUCCGAACCCUCCGAAAUCCCGGGGAAAGCUGAUGCGCCACCACACCCUACACAUGUAG